Oryctolagus cuniculus (rabbit) is the source of this 1319-nucleotide messenger RNA. It is a transcript of the gene ANXA8, whose product is annotated as annexin A8. Gene Ontology annotation, biological process: endosomal transport; endosome organization; negative regulation of serine-type endopeptidase activity. The record is from RefSeq and is marked provisional. Lineage: Eukaryota; Metazoa; Chordata; Mammalia; Lagomorpha; Leporidae. Gene Ontology annotation, cellular component: nucleus; cytoplasm; vesicle membrane. Gene Ontology annotation, molecular function: phosphatidylserine binding; calcium-dependent phospholipid binding; calcium ion binding.
GGACAGUCAGCCGUGAGGUGGACGAGAUGGCCUGGUGGAAGGCUUGGGUUGAACAGGAGGGUGUCACGGUGAAGGGCAGCCCCCACUUCAACCCAGAUCCCGACGCAGAGACCCUCUACAAAGCCAUGAAGGGAAUCGGGACCAAUGAACAGGCCAUCAUCGAUGUUCUCACCCGGAGAAGCAGUGCGCAGCGGCAGCAAAUAGCCAAGUCCUUCAAGGCUCAGUUCGGCUCGGAUCUCACGGAGACCUUGAAGUCGGAGCUGAGCGGCAAGUUUGAGAGACUCAUUGUGGCCCUCAUGUACCCGCCGUACAGAUACGAGGCCAAGGAGCUGCAUGAUGCCAUGAAGGGCUUGGGAACCAAGGAGGGCGUCAUCAUUGAGAUCCUGGCCUCUCGCACCAAGAACCAGCUGCAGGAGAUCAUGAAGGCCUAUGAGGAAGAUUAUGGCUCCAGCCUGGAGCAAGACAUCCAGGCAGACACGAGUGGCUACCUGGAGAGGAUCCUGGUGUGCCUCCUGCAGGGCAGCAGGGACGAUGUGACUGGCUUUGUGGACCCAGGACUGGCUCUCCAAGAUGCACAGGAUCUGUACGCCGCGGGCGAGAAGAUCUGCGGGACGGACGAGAUGAAGUUCAUCACGAUCCUGUGCACACGCAGCGCCCGUCACCUGAUGAGAGUGUUCGAGGAAUACGAGAAAAUUGCCAACAAGAGCAUUGAGGACAGCAUCAAGAGUGAGACCCACGGCUCCCUGGAGGAGGCCAUGCUUACCAUUGUGAAGUGCACCAGGAACCUCCACUGCUACUUUGCCGAGAGACUGCACUAUGCCAUGAAGGGAGCAGGGACACUGGAUGGGACCCUGAUAAGGAACAUCGUGUCGCGGAGCGAGAUUGACUUAAACCUCAUCAAGGGUCAGUUCAAGAAGAUGUACGGCAAGACCCUCAGCAGCAUGAUCAUGGAAGACACCAGUGGUGACUACAAGAACGCCCUGCUGAGCCUGGUGGGCAGCGACCCCUGAGGGCACUGAAGACUAAGAGCAAAGGCCAAGACCCCGCCAGGACCCCUGUGCCCUGCCUGCUCGACCUUGGCCGUGGCCCACAGCCAGCCCUUGCGUCUUCUGUCUCCAUGUCCAGCCAGUGUUUCUGACCCAGCCUGGGGCUCCUCUCCCCACCUUGCUUCCAGGGCGCUUCCAGUGUGAGCGCAAUGCUAGCCUUGGUGUUCUCUGCAGGUGAACAAAGGCGUUGGCAUGGAGGGAGCUGGCUGGACUCCCAGAGAAGCAAAGGCGCCUUUGCUGUGGUUGGCAGAAUAAUAAAGCUUUCUAUGUCCA